AUAGAAUUCCUAGAAAACUACGCAACUCAGCAACUGUGAUUGUCCAGUCUUUUUUCAAAACACGAUGCGCCUCGAUUUCAGAGCAAUCGUUUCCGUGUUCCAUUGCGUGUCCUCGUAGAGAUAGGUAUAUACGAAACGCCCGUAAACCUAAUGUUAAAAGAACGACGAUAUAUAACUUGAUAUUUUGCUUAAACAAGUUUGGUGUGUUGUUCUUUGAGUUAUAAACUUUUACCUUGGAUAAACAUUUUACGGCUAGAUAUUCAUGAGAAAUAUGUAAUAUCUCGUCGAACAAAGUUGAUUUGUCAUUUCGAGGCGACACGAUAUUCCAUAGCUGUAGAUAUAGGUAGGUAAAGCCGAUAUAAAAAAUCGUUAGUAAGUGUUAAUAACCAAGUAUAUGCGUUAUGUUGGCAGAGGGACAAAGAAAAGCGACUUUCGAAGAAUACGAAGCAAAGAGGCACGAGUACGCGGAGAAAAUCGCAACUCUCAAGCGAAGCGUUAAAGAACUCUACGUAGAGUAUGCAGACAUACGGAACGUAAUUAUGGAAUGCAACGAUUAAAAAAACAUUGAUUAUGUAAAUCAUUCGGCGUGAAAACGUUAUAUACAUUUGUAUGUGUGUGUUUGGCGUUAUUUCAGAACGAGGGGAAAUCAGAGGGCAAAGUUCAGGUAAGUCGCAAAUCUUUGGAUUGUGAGAAAAAACGCAAUUUAGAUGAGACAAUUACUAAAAUACAAGAGGACAAUAUACGGUUAAGAAAGAAGCACGAUCUAAUUAAGUACGAACGUAAGAAGGUGAGCAACGCGAUAUCGAUCUUUUAAAGAUUAGGCUGGCGCGAAAAUGUAUUUUAUAUCCAUAGAAGCGUAAAUAUUCCUUAGCGACAGCAGAGACUGCAGUCGUUGCUGGAUGAAUAUAGUAAAUUAACGAGCAAUAAGAUGCAGAAGAUAUUUAAGGAGAAGAUAGAGAAUCCGUUGCGGAACGUGAGUUAGAACAAUAUAGAUAAACAUCGUUAGAGCAUCCGUUAGAGUUACGUUUAUAUCGUGACAGAAAAUUGUUAAACUGGAAGUACGUUUGGAGCAUAUCAGGAUGAUGCAAAUCAAAGCGAACAUAGCACGAAUGAAAUAUCGGUCGAUGUGCUCCGAUCUAAAACAGAAAUCCGUGCUUUAUGCAUCUUCUUUGAAAAGUCUGGAAGAUGAAAUAAAGGAGCAAGAGAACGAAAUGAAACGUCUGGAGAAAGCGAAAGAAGAAGCUAUUACGUUAAAGGAUAAUAUGCAGGAAACAUUGAUAAAAGAAGAAAUCGAGGUUACAAAUUGUAGCAAAGAGCGUCAUGCUGUCCUUGAAGAAUACAGGCAACGCGUGUUAGAGCGAAAAACGGAACUCGAGCGUUUGGAAAAGAUGAUAUUCCAUUCGCGUCCGCGAGAUGAUUUUGACACACGUGGAGAAAGCCACGUACAGCAUGCGGAGGACAUUACCAAGGACGAGGUGACACGACUCGAAGAGACGUUCGCCAAGCUUCGCAGUGCCACCGGAGUGUCCAGAUCCGAAGACGUUCUGAACCGGUUUCUAGGUCAGCGAGCGACUAAGGAUAAUCUGCAGAAAAUGCGGCUGGCCACGGAGCAAGAGAAAAUGGAUUUAGAAAAGCAGAGACUGCAGCUUAUCGACGAAAUGGAAAUGAGAAAGUUCUCUGAAACGAAGGACGCGGAACAAAAUGCGGAAGAAACGGAGAAACUGAACCGUCGCAUCGACCAACAGCGAUCGCGCCGAUUAAAAGCUGACGCGAGAAGGCAGAAGGUGGAAGAUCUAUUGCGAGCAAUUACCAUGACAUUGAGGAACGUGUGCAACAAAUUUCGAGAUAUAAUCGAUACGUUGCCUAAAGAAUCAAGCGAAAUUCAACAGCCUUUGCAGCUCCUAGAUCUAAUUAACGAAGAGCUAACUAAUACCAUUGAAACUUUCGGUGGACAAGACAAAUAUUUGCAAGUAUUGCAGGAAAUAUCGAUCGACAAGUUGGAAACAGUAUCGAUUACGACUAACUCGGUGGAGGGAAAAGCAGCACGCAUAGAUGGAGGGCCACUUUUCCCACGAUUUCCAUCCGCAAUGACACCGGCGACGUUGCUUUCCGAAGACGAAGAGGAUAUACCAACUAGAAACACUCUCAAGAAACAGGCACAGCAACUGGUUGAUAUUAAAAGUCGUCGAAAAGCAUUUACUUUCAGAAAAUAAACC
Messenger RNA from Bombus terrestris (buff-tailed bumblebee), 2216 nucleotides. It is a transcript of the gene CCDC151, whose product is annotated as nuclease SbcCD subunit C. The transcript is spliced from 6 exons. Gene Ontology annotation, biological process: cilium movement; outer dynein arm assembly. Bases 1080 to 2213 code for a protein of 377 amino acids. NCBI's taxonomy places the organism in Eukaryota, Metazoa, Arthropoda, Insecta, Hymenoptera, Apidae. Gene Ontology annotation, cellular component: cilium. The record is from RefSeq and is a predicted model, not a curated record.